UUUGGUUACACCCACUUCGCCAUUUUCUACUCGAUGAGUGCGUUUUAACGAAGCUAUAGCUAGCUUUAUCUUAAAAAAUCGUUUAAUGUUACUCCAAAUACUUAUCGUGAAUCGACUUGAAUUGGCAAGCUAUUUUUCAACCAGGCAUAGGCUACAGCGUUGACGUAGUGGUGUGUGACGUGACGAAAAUUAAAGGUAACGGCUUGCCGUUUAGGUGGCAACGUGCUUUCUGUUCGUUGUUGCACAAAGACGACUGACUGCCCGGUAGCACGUUAUUCUUUUUAAAACUGUAAACCUGCCGGCUGACACAUUGACGUCCACCGUGCAAGACUCAAAGACCGAGGAGAUGACCACCUCCGUGGGGAACGUGGCUGAUAGCACAGAAUCGUCAAAACGUAUUCUUUCCUUCCAAGGGUUGGCUGAGCUGGCACAUCGGGAAUAUCAGUCAGGGGACUUUGAGGCAGCAGAGCGCCACUGCAUGCAGCUGUGGCGUCAGGAGCCUGAUAACACAGGCGUGCUGCUGCUCCUUUCCUCUAUUCACUUCCAGUGCCGAAGGCUUGACAGGUCAGCUCAUUUCAGUACAUUGGCCAUUAAACAGAACCCAAUGCUGGCCGAGGCGUACUCCAACCUGGGGAAUGUGUACAAGGAGCGAGGGCAACUACAGGAGGCCAUUGAACACUAUCGGCAUGCUCUGCGACUGAAGCCGGACUUCAUCGACGGAUACAUCAACUUGGCUGCAGCUCUGGUCGCCGCAGGGGACAUGGAAGGAGCAGUGCAGGCUUAUGUGUCUGCAUUACAGUACAACCCUGAUCUUUACUGUGUGCGCAGUGACUUGGGCAACUUGCUUAAAGCACUUGGGCGCUUGGAAGAGGCCAAGGCUUGCUACCUGAAAGCUAUUGAGACUCAACCCAACUUCGCAGUGGCUUGGAGCAACUUGGGCUGUGUGUUCAAUGCCCAGGGGGAGAUAUGGUUGGCCAUACACCAUUUUGAGAAGGCAGUGACACUGGACCCAAAUUUCCUUGAUGCCUACAUCAAUUUAGGAAACGUUUUAAAGGAAGCCCGAAUCUUUGACAGAGCUGUGGCGGGAUAUUUGAGAGCCCUGAGUCUUAGUCCCAACCACGCAGUUGUUCAUGGAAACCUGGCCUGCGUCUACUAUGAGCAAGGCCUCAUUGACCUGGCUAUCGACACAUACCGCCGAGCUAUUGAACUGCAGCCUCACUUUCCAGAUGCCUACUGCAAUUUGGCAAAUGCACUGAAGGAGAAAGGCAAUGUGUCUGAGGCAGAAGAGUGCUACAACACAGCUUUGCGUUUGUGUCCAACGCACGCAGACUCCCUGAACAACUUGGCUAACAUCAAACGUGAACAGGGCAACAUUGAGGAGGCAGUUCAGCUUUACAGAAAAGCGCUAGAGGUGUUCCCAGAGUUUGCUGCGGCUCACUCCAACCUGGCCAGUGUUCUGCAACAGCAGGGAAAACUCCAGGAGGCCCUCAUGCACUACAAGGAAGCUAUCAGAAUUAGCCCCACAUUUGCGGAUGCGUACUCAAACAUGGGUAACACAUUGAAGGAAAUGCAAGAUGUGCAAGGAGCCCUCCAGUGCUACACCCGUGCCAUCCAGAUCAAUCCUGCGUUUGCUGAUGCUCACAGCAAUUUGGCUUCAAUACACAAAGACUCUGGAAACAUCCCAGAAGCCAUCGCAUCGUACCGCACCGCCUUGAAACUCAAGCCUGAUUUUCCUGAUGCUUACUGUAACCUGGCACAUUGCUUGCAGAUUGUGUGCGAUUGGACGGAUUACGAUGAACGGAUGAAAAAGCUAGUGAGCAUUGUUGCUGACCAGCUGGAAAAGAACCGCUUACCAUCAGUUCACCCCCACCACAGUAUGUUGUAUCCACUCUCUCACGGCUUUCGCAAGGCCAUUGCUGAGCGCCAUGGGAACCUUUGCCUGGACAAGAUCAAUGCAUUGCACAAACCUGCUUACGAGCAUCCAAAAGACCUGACGGCCAGCGGUGGACGACUGCGUGUUGGUUAUGUCAGCUCAGACUUUGGCAACCACCCGACUUCCCACUUGAUGCAAUCCAUUCCUGGCAUGCACAAUCCUGAGAAAUUUGAAGUGUUUUGCUACGCACUGAGCCCUGAUGACAGUACGAACUUCCGAGUGAAAGUCGUGGCAGAGGCUCAUAAUUUCACAGACCUCUCACAGAUUCCUUGUAAUGGCAAGGCAGCCGAUCGUAUUCAUCAGGAUGGGGUCCACAUUCUGGUCAACAUGAAUGGUUACACCAAAGGGGCCAGAAACGAGCUUUUUGCCCUGCGCCCUGCUCCUAUUCAGGCUAUGUGGCUAGGUUACCCUGGAACCAGCGGCGCACCCUUCAUGGACUACAUCAUCACCGAUAAGGAGACAUCACCUGGGGAAGUAGUUGAGCAAUAUUCUGAGAAGGUUGCCUUUAUGCCACAUACCUUUUUCAUUGGUGAUCAUGCCAACAUGUUUCCUCAUCUCAAGAAAAAGGCUGUGAUUGAUUUCAAGUCAAACGGACACAUCUUUGACAACCGCAUCGUUCUCAAUGGUAUCGAUCUCAAAGCCUUCUUGGACAGUCUGCCAGAUGUCAAAGUUAUCAAGAUGAAAUGUGACAACAAUCAGGAGUCUGCUGCAGACGCAAAUGGAGCAUUGUCUAUGCCUGUGAUUCCCAUGAACACGGCUGCUGAAGCAAUCAUUAACAUGAUCAACCAAGGCCAAAUACAGGUCACCAUCAACAGCUUCACCGUCAGCAAUGGCCUUGCCACCACACAGAUCAACAAUAAAGCGGCCACGGGAGAGGAAGUGCCACGCACAAUUGUUGUGACCACCCGUUCCCAGUAUGGUCUUCCAGAGGACUCCAUUGUUUACUGCAACUUCAACCAACUCUACAAGAUUGACCCCCCAACCCUUCAAAUGUGGGCCAAUAUCCUGAAACGUGUGCAGAACAGUGUCUUGUGGCUCCUUCGGUUCCCUGCUGUGGGUGAGCCCAACAUCCAGCAGUACGCUCAGAACAUGGGCCUCCCCGCUUCUCGCAUAAUUUUCUCGCCAGUGGCCCCCAAAGAAGAACAUGUUAGGAGGGGUCAGCUGGCUGACGUAUGCUUAGACACGCCUCUGUGCAACGGUCACACCACAGGCAUGGAUGUUCUGUGGGCUGGAACACCCAUGGUCACUAUGCCAGGUGAGACCCUUGCUUCACGAGUGGCUGCUUCACAACUCGGCUGCCUUGGCUGUCCGGAACUCAUCGCCCAUAGUCGACAGGACUAUGAGGACAUAGCAGUAAAACUCGGAUCUGACAUGGAAUACCUGAAGAUGAUUCGUGCACGUGUUUGGAAGCAGCGCAUUUGUAGUCCUCUCUUCAACACCAAGCAGUACACGAUGGACCUGGAGAGGCUCUACUUGCAGAUGUGGGAGCACCACAGCAAAGGCAACAAACCAGAACACAUGUUUCAAGUCCACACAGUAGAAACUGGUGACAGUGCCUGAACUGGAAUCCCGCCCCCAAUUUAUUCACAAAAUACCACAGUGUUUCCUCCCCACCAUUUUAUCCCAAACUGUGCAUCCUCGUUUGAAUGGUUUACUCGCAGCCCUCUUCUGAGAAUGAUUGUGUUGCACAUUCUCAUCGAAGUGGGGCUAAAAGUGUCAUGAAUACACACAUUUAUCCCCCCAACCCCCCAUCACCUUUUGUAUGUGAUUGAGACGACAGUAAAGGAACGCAUGAGACAAUUGAGCGACCACUGAAUACUCUUACCUACUUGGAUCAGUAGUAGUUCUUCUCAUCGUGUGUGUGGAAGUACAGGACUAAUUGAAGCUUGUGGCACAAAUAUCCAACCCGUAUAGUUCUAUUUAUUAAAUGAUUCGUGUUUUUUUUUUAUGUGAAUGUAUGCCAUGGAAAUUGUAAGUCUUGCGUUCUUUCAGCUUUGAACAUUUCAUUUUAGCAUAGCUUGCAACUGCUUGACAGAUUCUCCUCAGAUGUUUAUUUAAUGACAAAAAGGGAUAGGUGUGUAUUUUUUUGGGGGUGAGGGGGUUAUAAUGAUGUCCUCUCCUCACCAAAUCUGCAGUCAAGUAGUUGUCUCAUUUUUGAUGUUACACUGCUUACUAACAUUUAUGGUCAUUUUGAUUAAGAACAAGUUCUAUAUUGCAGAAUAGCUGAAAGAUCGGAUUGGUCUUGUUUUAAAUCACACUGAAGGAACAGCCUUGGUAAGUAUUUUCCUAGCAUUUUUGUUUUUGUAUAGUUUUUUGAGUUGAUGCUGUCACUUAUGCUUUGCUCUUGAUAUGGGGAGAAAUAAAGAUGGCAAUUUGAAAAAA
Hippocampus zosterae (dwarf seahorse) is the source of this 4315-nucleotide messenger RNA. It is a transcript of the gene ogt.1, whose product is annotated as O-linked N-acetylglucosamine (GlcNAc) transferase, tandem duplicate 1. Gene Ontology annotation, molecular function: protein N-acetylglucosaminyltransferase activity; protein binding. The record is from RefSeq and is a predicted model, not a curated record. Bases 347 to 3493 code for a protein of 1048 amino acids. Gene Ontology annotation, biological process: protein O-linked glycosylation. Lineage: Eukaryota; Metazoa; Chordata; Actinopteri; Syngnathiformes; Syngnathidae. The transcript has 22 exons.